Plodia interpunctella (Indianmeal moth) is the source of this 754-nucleotide messenger RNA. It is a transcript of the gene amrt, whose product is annotated as amaretto. The coding region runs from base 146 to 697 and encodes 183 amino acids. The transcript has a single exon. Lineage: Eukaryota; Metazoa; Arthropoda; Insecta; Lepidoptera; Pyralidae. The record is from RefSeq and is a predicted model, not a curated record.
GUAAACGAUAAUAAUUCCAUUCCAUAAUUUGUAUGUACCUACGUACGUACCUAUUGUAUUUGUUUUGUCUGUUCCACAGAUAUUCAUUCAAUCUCCUGUAGAUAAAUUAAUUAAAUGUCUGUGUGAUGUCCUGAUACUUGAAAUAAUGAUUUACGAACAACAGUCUAUCAUAUACUUUUUUAUAUUCCUCACCGUCGUACCAAUAGUAUUUUCCGAAAGCAACCCAUACGCUGACGAGCCUUAUCGACCACUAGGCCCGCUUGUAAAAUGCAACUUUCUACCGAUAGAAUUCCUAAACUGCAAGGAGCCUUUAGACCAUAAAGGCAAUCACUCAGCGCGAGAAGCUGCUGGACACGGCUGUGUUAAAUUUGGAGGCGUUCGUUAUGAAGAUGUGGAAAGAACAAAAGUGCAGUGUGAAGUGCUUAGCAACAUAGAAUGUCAUGGGAACAGGGUUUUUUUGAAGGAUGGUUUUCCUUGUGUGCGAUACUCGGGCCACUAUUUCACCACGACUUUGAUCUACAGUAUUUUAUUAGGUUUUCUGGGCAUGGACCGUUUUUGCCUGGGGCAAACUGGCACAGCUGUCGGCAAGCUGCUCACAUUGGGUGGACUGGGCAUUUGGUGGAUUGUUGAUGUAGUUUUAUUGAUAACAAAUAGUUUACAUCCUGAAGAUGGGAGUAACUGGAAUCCAUAUGUAUAGAUUUAUUGUAAUUUAAGGAAAAUGUACAUACUGUAAUCUAAUAAAUUAAUUUUUUUA